AUUCAAGAGGCAGUGACUUCUUGGAAAAUAAAUAAGGUUAUGUUCCAUAAAACUCAAAACCUCCCUACUGUAACAAUAUUAUUUUUAAUUUUAAACAAUUUACUAAGUUAAGAUAUGUCCUAGUUUAAAUCACGCCAUCCUCUAUUUGAUUUAUAGAAAAUGAUUGUUCAAUCGAGAAUCACAAGAUUACUUUCUGCGCUCAAACCUGCACUUUCAAAGAACCUAAGAUGCAUCACGACUGAAGCAAAUGAAAAUCAUUCUUUAGAACAAUCCCAAAUUGAAGAUGCAGCCACAGCAUUGAAUGAUUCAGAAAGACAGUUGCCGCUGAUAACGAAUAGAAAUCUGGAAUUUCUGCCGAAAUUUGAGACACCCCGACAGGCAUGGGUAGAAAAUCUAGAUACAGUCGAAGAGCAGAAGCUUGGCUUGAUAGAUUUGCAUCCAAAUGUAUUCGGAGUCAUGCCACGACUGGACAUCAUCUACGAAAAUAUGCAAUGGCAGCAGAAAUAUAGGAGAGUUGACUACUACAGCUUGCGUACACGUGCCGAAAUGCCCGGUGGGGGUCGAAAGCCUUGGCCACAGAAGGGGCUGGGGCGUGCCCGUCACGGCAGCAUAAGGUCGCCACUGUUCAAGGGCGGUGGAGUCGCCCACGGCCCACGGUCGCCAACCACCUAUUUCUACAUGCUGCCAUUCUACAAGCGCGUUCUGGGCCUCACUACCACACUGUCUGUUAAACUGGCUCAGGAUGAUAUUCAUAUAGUGGACUCACUAGAGAUCCCCACAGAAGAUCCCAGGUACCUGGAGGAUUUAGUUUCGGAAAGAGCUUGGGGUGUAUCAGUCCUUUUCGUUGACAGUGUUGACAUCAUGCCGAGGAACAUAACAGCUGCAACAUGUGAGAUCGGCCAUAUGAAUAUGAUGCCUGUUUAUGGACUGAACGUGUAUAGCAUGCUAAAGCAUGAGGCUUUGGUGUUGACCGUCUCAGCAGUCGAAGAAAUCGAGAAGAAAAUCAUCUACAACUUGAAUCGAACAGAUGCGGCGAAGAAAUGCCAGCGCUUCAUGUUGAAUCAAGUUUAGUGUAGAAUUUGUAUUGUUGUGUUAUCAAUUAAAUACUAGUGUUUGGUUUGUA
Messenger RNA from Nilaparvata lugens (brown planthopper), 1123 nucleotides. RefSeq names its product 39S ribosomal protein L4, mitochondrial (gene mRpL4). Gene Ontology annotation, molecular function: structural constituent of ribosome. The transcript has 6 exons. Bases 160 to 1071 code for a protein of 303 amino acids. Gene Ontology annotation, cellular component: ribosome. Gene Ontology annotation, biological process: translation. NCBI's taxonomy places the organism in Eukaryota, Metazoa, Arthropoda, Insecta, Hemiptera, Delphacidae. The record is from RefSeq and is a predicted model, not a curated record.